AUGCAAAAAGGGGAAGUGUCUCUUGCACUUUUAGUUUAUGUCGAUGACAUCAUCUUAGCAGGUAAUAAUUCACAUGCUUGUCUUGCAGUCAAGGAGUAUCUGAAUCAGUGUUUUAAAAUAAAAGACCUGGGUAAUCUGAAAUAUUUUUUGGGUAUUGAAAUUGCCCGCAGCAAGAAAGGAAUAUUUUUAUGUCAGCGUAAGUAUGCCUUGGAUAUUCUUUCUGAUUCCGGGCUCAGUGGAUGUAAACCGGCGAUUUCCCCCAUAGAACAAAAUCAUCGUCUUGCCUUGGAUGACGGACCAGUAUAUGAGAACCCUGAAAGGUAUAGAAGACUCAUUGGUAAGUUGAUUUACCUCACUAUCACAAGACCCGACCUGAGCUAUGUUGUUCAUAUCCUUUCUCAAUUCAUGCAUUCACCGCGCCUAGCUCAUUAUGAGGCUGUUCUCCGGGUUAUUCGAUAUGUAAAGAGAGAUCCUGGUCAAGGACUUCUCCUCAAAUCGGAUUAUGACCUAAAAAUUCAUGCCUAUUGUGAUUCGGAUUGGGCUUCAUGUCUUCUUACCAGACGAUCUCUCACUGGUUUCUUUAUUAUGUUGGGUUCUUCACCCGUAUCCUGGAAGACCAAGAAACAAGUAACGGUGUCUCGCUCUUCUGCAGAAGCAGAGUAUAGAUCAAUGGCUGCAGCUACAGCAGAGAUUGUGUGGCUCAAGUCGUUUCUCACCUCUCUUGGGGUCACUCACUCAAGUCCUAUGGAAUUGUUUUGUGAUAACCAAGCUGCUUUACACAUUGCAGCGAAUCCGGUGUUUCACGAGCGUACCAAGCAUAUUGAGUUAGAUUGCCACUUUGUACGUGAACAUAUUCUAGCCAAGCAUAUUACAACAGCUCAUGUGCCUUCUCGUUCCCAACUUGCUGAUUUGUUUACUAAAGCCUUGGGACAACGCGAGCUUCUUAGUUUUCUUCCCAAAAUAUUUGAGUCCCUUCCCUCAAAUGGUGUUGCAAAUCCUUCUAUGAAAAAUCUUUCGCCAUUUUCUGCCUCACCUGUUGGCAAGUAA
This is a messenger RNA of Gastrolobium bilobum, 1047 nucleotides long. RefSeq lists its product as uncharacterized. Lineage: Eukaryota; Viridiplantae; Streptophyta; Magnoliopsida; Fabales; Fabaceae. The transcript has 2 exons. The record is from RefSeq and is a predicted model, not a curated record. The coding region runs from base 1 to 1047 and encodes 348 amino acids.